This is a messenger RNA of Fusarium coffeatum, 411 nucleotides long. RefSeq lists its product as uncharacterized. Gene Ontology annotation, cellular component: membrane. The transcript is spliced from 5 exons. Gene Ontology annotation, biological process: mitochondrial respiratory chain complex I assembly; response to oxidative stress. The coding region runs from base 1 to 411 and encodes 136 amino acids. Lineage: Eukaryota; Fungi; Ascomycota; Sordariomycetes; Hypocreales; Nectriaceae. The record is from RefSeq and is a predicted model, not a curated record.
AUGUCGACGAUCGGAAGAACGCUGACCAACCUGCGAAAGGUUGGUAUCAAGGACUACUUUAGACAGAUGCUGUACAUCGGUGAUACCAAGGCUGGUGUUCUCAUCGGCACCGAUCGCGCCGGUAACAAGUUCUUCGAGAACCAGGAGGAACUUCCCCUCCGAACACGUUGGGUCGAGUACGCCAAGCACGAUUACGAUGCUGCCCACAUCGAGCCCGGAUGGCACGCCUGGAUGAGCUACUCCGUCGAGAAGCCCCCUACCGAGGACCCUCUGUUACAAGCCGGCAAGCGAGCUUUCGAGCCUUCGCGUGCUCUUCCCAAUUUCACCCAGAGCCGUGGCGCUUUCAAGACAUACAACACGGCCAAGUCCAAGAUCAAUGCGUGGGAGCCCGUGGCUGCGCCCCGGGAAUAA